CUAAUGGGCUGGGAGAUUUAUUUCUGGAGGCCGAAUAAGCCCAGCUCUAUUUAUAAAUUAUCGAGUCCAACCCUAGAUACGUUUGAUUUCUCUGGUGCGCGGGACGGAGGAAGGGCAGCGCGACGGCGGAUAGGGCGGGAUUGUGCGUAUAAGUUCGUUUUAAACUUGAAUCGAUGGAGACGGCGGCGGCGGCGUAUGGAGCAAUGAAGCGGACUAAGAUAGGGCUGGAACAGCCCCAGGAGGAGUUGCACCGCAUCCGGAUUACACUGUCCUCCAAGAACGUGAAGAAUCUAGAGAAGGUGUGCGCGGAUCUUGUAAGGGGAGCGAAGGACAAGGGGCUGAAUGUGAAGGGGCCUGUGAGAAUGCCCACUAAGGUUCUUCACAUCACCACCAGGAAAUCUCCUUGUGGCGAAGGAACAAACACAUGGGAUCGGUUUGAGCUCCGGAUUCACAAGAGGGUUAUUGAUCUCCUCAGCUCUCCUGAGGUUGUGAAGCAGAUCACCUCCAUCACGAUUGAACCUGGUGUUGAGGUUGAAGUGACAAUUGCAGAGUCAUAAAAAGCUUAAUAGAUAUGCACUGCUAUUUUUCUUGAAAAAUAGUAUGAUUCUAAAUUAUGUAUGUAUUUCUCUUCAUUAUUGCGUCAUUCCAUUCCGUAAAAAGGAUGGGGAACGAGUCACAAUUAAUAAUUCCUUUAGAAGCAUUGAACACUCGUUGCCGUUUUGGAAUCUUUGAUUUUAAAUAGAGUUUUUGUUUUUCUAA
This is a messenger RNA of Zingiber officinale, 759 nucleotides long. RefSeq names its product 40S ribosomal protein S20-2-like. The transcript has 5 exons. Lineage: Eukaryota; Viridiplantae; Streptophyta; Magnoliopsida; Zingiberales; Zingiberaceae. Gene Ontology annotation, cellular component: cytosolic small ribosomal subunit; ribosome. The record is from RefSeq and is a predicted model, not a curated record. The coding region runs from base 174 to 557 and encodes 127 amino acids. Gene Ontology annotation, biological process: translation. Gene Ontology annotation, molecular function: RNA binding; structural constituent of ribosome.